This is a messenger RNA of Rotaria socialis, 1050 nucleotides long. The record is from the annotation of a GenBank genome assembly. Lineage: Eukaryota; Metazoa; Rotifera; Eurotatoria; Philodinida; Philodinidae.
AUGUUAGGUGAUCAUUGCAAGAACGAAUUUGAUACCAUGAGCGACAGUUUAUCGUCAAAUCUAUUCCAACUUGAAGGAACUCCUAAUGAACUCUUGCUUGAAAUUUUUCAAUACGUGAAUCCCAUUGACCUUCGUAGUUUCGAGGGUCUGAACAAACGAAUAAAUUGCAUUAUUCAAGCUUUGAAAGUGAAUAUCGUUGUUCGAUGUCAAGAAAAAGAUGAAUUCAAUUAUUUAUCGAUUUUUACUCCAACACAAAUAGUCCGUUUGGAAAUACGUAACUACUGUUUGCCAUUGAAAUUGAACGUGAUGACUGAACUACGUUCGUUUACACUUGAUUGUACCUAUCUUUCAAACGAGCAACUAGAUCAGAUAACGAAAAUCAGACUACUUCGCUUGGAAUGGCUCUCAAUUGAAAAUGUAACGUAUGAUCUACGAACACCUUUACUGGAUGUUAUUUCUCGGGGGGAACAUUUCCCAUCACUCAAAACAUGCCAAAUAAAAUCGAGACAUCAUUACAAUUUGGAAAACAACGAUAGUAAAUCAUUGCCAAACAAUGCACUUCGUUCUCUUGCUAUAGACACAUGGCAUUGGUCCCAACUAGAUUGGCUUCUACAUCAGCUGCCUAAUUUACGCCGAUUUGAAACAAAUUUUGGGAAAUCAUAUGAUUCAAUGAUACACUAUGUUCAACCUCAUCUAUUGAUCACAUAUUUAAAAAUUACUCUCAACGAUCCUUUACAUGAUCUGGAGAAGUUCCUUAAAUGGACACCGAAUCUCACUCGACUGCGUAUCCGAGGAAAAAUCAGGGGUAAUGAUGUACUCAAACAUUUUGAGAAAAUGGCCGAAUUUCUAUCUAUCCUUGUUCCUCGUCUACAACAUUUCGAUUGUGAGUUUUAUUGUUAUACUAAUGACAAUGAAGCACAUGAAUUAAUUAUACGACAGCUUCAUCCAAUUUUCAGCAAAAUCCGAUGCCUUUCAGGAAGAGCUCAAAAUAAAUGCUAUGCCACUGAUAUUAUGAUAUAUCCAGUUGACAACGAAUAUGAAUGUGAGUAG